This is a messenger RNA of Fusarium oxysporum Fo47, 2735 nucleotides long. RefSeq lists its product as uncharacterized. The record is from RefSeq and is a predicted model, not a curated record. Lineage: Eukaryota; Fungi; Ascomycota; Sordariomycetes; Hypocreales; Nectriaceae. Bases 374 to 2425 code for a protein of 683 amino acids. The transcript is spliced from 2 exons.
GCAGCAGCAUCUCUCCCCAUUCACCAUUGCUAGAUAUUUUGGUCGUUCCCGGUUUCAUCAAUUUUGAUCACAUCACAUCACAUUGGCCUCUACAGUAUCACACUCAGACAAGGCCCCGCUGUUGGCCGUCACCUUGAUACAUACUAUUAUCCCUGCUACUCGUGAAAUUGCGCUCAGGUCCCUAGCUAAUAUUCCCUGGAAUUUGAACACCUGGUGGCGCCUCAAUCUCUAAUCAUUGUCUCUCAAGAGCCUCUCACAGCCCAGCCCUGGCUUUCGAGCCUCGCUAUUAGCCUAGGGGUCUCCCUCGGCUCCAUCGAGAACUCCAUCCAAGAGGCUCAUUGUUCAGAGGCCAUCCAUAUCCAUAUCCGCACCCAUGGCUACUAUCAUGGGUCAUCAACCCCAAGUCCACCGUGCCACUAACGAGGCCCUGGCCUCUCCAGGGCCCGAGGCCAGCCAGGAUGUUAAUUUCAUCGAGCCCAAUUCUGAUACACGUCCCUCUUCGAUCCCCUCUCCCUCUCCGUCAUCUCGAGGGAUUCUUCAAGAGCUUCCAGCUGAUCAAGUUCAUAACAAGAGUCUCGCUUGGAACUCGUCUCGAAGGGAGAACAACCAAAACCAGCAAUUGUACUUGAAGACUGGUCCUAUCAAGCUGCCGACAAAGACGAACCCAUCUCGAGGGCCACGGCGCUCACUCAUUGAUUCUGACAGCUUCGAACUCCUCGAUGCGGUUCCUGAAGAAUCAAUUGAAUCCAGCGACUCUGAUACUGCGCCCAGUGGGCUUUCAUCCUUAAUUUCACACAAGUUACGCUCUCCAGGAACCACUGUCAAUUCACACCCGUUGUUGGAUGCAGAGCCUCAAAUCGGACACAACUUUGAGAGUCAUCUAGCAGGUCAGUUUGAAUGGCUUCUGGCGUUUCCAGUGCCAGCAAGUACCGCCAAGGACCACGGCUCUUCCGACGACAGUGAGAACGAUCGCCACGACGUCGAGAUCGCGGUUCAUGGCUGCACUUUGCUGUCACGCCGUCCGAACCCCGCCGGCAAUUCCGAAGCUGACGUCUUCAAUCUUCUAGCCACACCAUUGAUUGCUGAGGAGUAUCUGGCUUUGGGAUUUGAUCCUUCUCAAGUUAAGAUGGCAUUGCCUCCGCCUCCAGCAUAUGAGCUUCAUCAAAAUGUCCCACUUAAGAUUCCCGAGGUCAUCGAGACAGUAGAGCCUGUUUCGCCCUCUCUUACUUUGAUUAGUGAGAGAGGCAGUAGUUACGCAGGCUCCUCUAGGACCGGAUCCUUCUCGGUGCCUCGAAUCGAGGACUCUUUCGAGGAACUUGAUAAACUUGAGGAUGAGCUCGAAGCCAUUAAGGCUUUCACCCAACCACAACGCAUUCCCGUGCCUGAGAAUACUGCGCCCAGUAAUAAACAUCUCGAGCCACCCUCCACGGGUAAGAAGCCGACCGUUUCGAAGAGAGCAUCAGUCAUCGGCAUGUCUUCCACAGUCCGUAUCAAGCAGACUGAGAGACCACAGCUCCCUCUUCGACGAUCAACCUCUCUGGUAUUUAGAGACAAGAAGCAGGACGACUCUGACAAUAUGCCAAAUUUGAAACCACAGACUGCACGCGGAAAGCUGACCAACUCUCAAUCCGCACCAUUGAAGGCGCCUGUCAAGUCUACGAAGCCUCCUACUGUCCCCAACUUUGAGCUUCCUGGUGAGGCUGUCUCUCGACGCCUGAAGGAACAGCGCGAGGCUCGUCGAGCCCAACAGGCUGAGGCUCAGAAAGCUUAUGCGCCUCCUCCGAGACCAAAGUCUAGUAAACCACUUACCAAGCCGAACUUCGAGCUUCCGGGGGAGGCGAUCUCUCGCCGUAAGCGUGAGGAGCGUGAGGCCCGGCUCAAGGCACAAGAAGAAGAGGAACAAAAGAAGCGGGAGUUCAAAGCGAGGCCUGUGCGUCAUAGUUUAAUGCCAGGUAGCAUUCCGCGAGAAACGAUUACCAGUCUUGCUCGACAAGGCAAGCUCCCGCAAGACGAGGCAACUAAGACAUCAACCUCAACAAAAGUAAAGCGGAUGUCAAUGCAGGGCCCAAGACCACCCACCAUGUCAGAGGCUCCGAUUACCCAGAGUCGAGGUCGCCUUUCCACUGCUACAUCACGAGAAGAUCUUAGCCGGGCCACCUCAACUUCUACAGGAAGCGGCGGUGGAAAGCGAACUACACUCACUGCAGAAGAGGCUUAUCAACUGAGACUUCGUGGGAAGGAGAUUUUUCAGCGAGACAACACAAGCUUCACACGAGACAGGGAGCGUGAGAGGCGCGAACGUGAAGAAGCAACACGCCUUGCUCGCGAGCAGGCUGCGGAGCGCUCUAGAAUUGCGAGCAGGGAAUGGGCAGAGAAGAAACGACGUAAGGAGUUGGCCAUGCUGGAGUCCCUAAAGGGACACUGAUCGUUUUGAAGACAGGCAAGUGCUUGGUCUCACAUUUUGCAAAGGCCUUUUCUCGUGGAGUAGAGGCAUUUCUUACUCCCUAAUUAUUUGCCUUAAGCCUGGAGUUUGGAAGGCUUGGAGUUAUAGCACUGGUUAUGUGCACUUUUGUUAUUGCGAUAUUGUUGCUUCGAAGGUUUCUAUCUUUAGGCGUUUGCCCGUUGGUUUCGAAGGACAUUGGCGUACCAGAGAACAUUCACGCAGCCAGAGAUUGUACCGCUGUACGCUGCUGCAAAACGUAGUUUCAGAGACUAUCAUCAGAUCAUAAAAUCAC